Molecule: messenger RNA, 1467 nt
Organism: Sesamum indicum (sesame)
Lineage: Eukaryota; Viridiplantae; Streptophyta; Magnoliopsida; Lamiales; Pedaliaceae
Source: RefSeq, a predicted model, not a curated record
AUAUAUAUAAUGCGGUGCCGUCUCCUUCUGACCUUUUCUACUCCACCACCUCCUCUGUUCCAUUGCUCCUUUCAGAACCAACGCCGACCCACAUCCGCAGACCAUAGUACACCCUCGUUGACUCCUUUCAGAGUUUUCGUAAUUCAAAUACCCAAAGAAAAGGUAUUCAGUAUUCAUACGGUGGUGCUAUGGCUGUGCCGCCGGUGAAAUCACAGCCAUUGCACAACUUUUCCUUGCCCCACCUCAAAUGGCCCCACAAGAACUCCUCCUCUUCCGCCUCUGGAUCCACCUCCCUCCAACACCGCCUUCGCCACCAUGACUCCCCCGAUCAACGUCACCACUGCUACCCCGACGCUGGCUGCAACUUGGAGAGCGGACCCACGACUGCUUCGCAGUCCAACAGCUUGGUGUGGGAGGAGGACGACGACAAUGAAGCAGCGAGGCCUUGGAACUUGCGGCCAAGGAAAGAGGUCAUCAAAGCGGCGUGGAAUUUGGACAAAGGAACGAGGGAUGGGAAUAAUUAUAACAAAACUAUUAGAAGCAGUAACGGGGUUAAGUCGCAGAGGCUAAGCGGUUUGCUGGAAGGAGGAAAGCUCAGUGGUGGGGUUGAGAGGAAGGAGAAGAGGAAAGUUUGGAUUUCUCUGUCGAGGGAAGAAAUCGAGGAGGAUGUUUAUGCUUUGACUGGAGGUAAGCCUGCCCGUAGACCAAGAAGAUGGCCCAAGAACGUUCAGAAACAACUCGACGUAUAGUGUUUUUCCUGGAUUGUAUUUGGUGGGGGUCGGACCUGACUCAUAUCGGAGAGGAAUUUGAUGCCAAUAUGGAGAUUGGCAGCAUGUGGUUUGCUGCAAUGUGUGCAUCGGCUGAGGCUUCCCGACCUCACUUGGGAGCAGUUCUCAUGCCUGUAGUUUUGUUUCUGAUAUCGAACUCCAUUGAGGAAGGAUUGAGAGGCUCUGCUAGCUUCCUGUAUUAGGAGGGCACUUCCAUACCUGGCCUAGACAAGGUUGGAAGUUUAUAUAACAUAAUCUUUCUUAUACUCAAUGCUAUGAUCAUAUACUCUGUUAAAAUCUGCCCAGUACCUCAGUGUUAAUUGUUUUCAUAAAGUUUUGCAUGAAUCGGUGCCGAAUUUCAUGAUGACCUUUUUUCUUAACUUCAGUCUACAAAAUAUUCUUGUUGCAUGACUGGAUUUAUACUUGGAUCCUUCUAUGUUCACUCUUCAUGCUGUCAGCACAGAGUAUGACAUUCAUGCUACAACUUUGGCCAGAAGUUAAUGUUCACUCUUAUUUUUCAAGAUUCAUAUGCAAGUUAUCUUAUUGAAGUAAUAUGUGUAUCUCCGAGUGUAUAUGUCAGUCAAGAAUUAUCUCGUAAGAUACCUGUUGUAAAACUUCAUCUCUUUUUAACCUGAUAAGUGUUUUUCAUAUGCGAAAUAGGAAACAUACACUUUACCCCCCUCACCCCCUUGAACUGAGA